Molecule: messenger RNA, 2665 nt
Organism: Spea bombifrons (plains spadefoot toad)
Lineage: Eukaryota; Metazoa; Chordata; Amphibia; Anura; Pelobatidae
Gene: TBC1D13
Product: TBC1 domain family member 13
Exons: 12
Coding region: 25-1233 (402 amino acids)
Biological process (GO): intracellular protein transport; activation of GTPase activity
Molecular function (GO): GTPase activator activity
Source: RefSeq, a predicted model, not a curated record
UCUCUAAACCCACCGGAAGUCAACAUGUCGAGUCUGCACAAGACCAAGAUUGCGAAGUUCCAGAGCAUUCUCAGUGAAGCGCACAUCAACCUGCCCGUGUUAAGGGAGCUUUGCUUUAGCGGAAUCCCAUUUGAAGGAGGAAUUCGGUGUCUCUGUUGGAAGAUAUUACUAAACUAUCUCCCCGCAGAACGAUCGCUAUGGGAUUCUGUGCUGGAGAAACAGAGAGAAACAUAUGCCCACUUCCUGAAAGAGAUGAUGAUACGGCCGGGGAUCGCCAAAGUCAAGUUUGGCAUAUCCAGGGAGGAUGUGACUUUAGAAGAUCAUCCGCUAAAUCCAAACCCGGACAGUCGGUGGAACACAUACUUCAAAGAUAAUGAAGUGUUGCUGCAGAUAGAUAAGGAUGUCAGGAGGCUGUGCCCUGAUUUUUCAUUUUUCCUCAACCCCACCGAGUACCCCUGCCGUUUAAUUAUGGACCACCAGAACGAAUACGAGACCCUUUGGAAGCGCGUGGAGCAGACCACUCUAAAGUCCCAAACAGUGGCUCAAAACAGAAGCGGACUCACUUAUGUGAGCUCCCCGUUAAAGACGUCAACUUCAUACCCAUUGAAUGAGUAUGACCCUUUACCCAAUGGCUGCGAGGCUCACUGGGAGGUGGUGGAGAGAAUCCUGUUCAUCUACGCUAAGCUGAACCCUGGCAUAGCCUACGUGCAAGGCAUGAAUGAAAUCGUAGGGCCGAUUUACUACACUUUUGCUACAAACCCCAACAGUUUGUGGAAAGAGCACGCAGAAGCCGACACUUUCUUCUGCUUCACGAAUCUGAUGGCAGAGAUCAGAGACAACUUCAUUAAGAGUCUCGAUGACUCCCAGUGUGGAAUAACCUCCAAGAUGGAGAAGGUUUACUCUACCCUGAAAGAGGAGGACGAGGAGCUCUACCUGAAAUUGCAAGAACAGAACAUCAAGCCUCAGUUCUUUGCCUUCCGUUGGCUGACUCUUCUGCUUUCCCAAGAAUUCGUGCUUCCUGAUGUCAUCCGGAUCUGGGAUUCACUAUUUGCAGACGAGAAGAGAUUCGACUUCCUCUUGAGAGUUUUAUGUGCUAUGCUCAUAUUAAUCCGUGGUCAAUUACUAGAAGGAGAUUUCACAACGAAUAUGAGGCUGCUUCAGGAUUACCCCCUUUCGGAUGGCGAUGUGCUCCCCAUUUUGAAGAAAGCCAAGGAGCUGCAGGACUCCAAAUAAAGCAAAGAGAAGACGGUGAUGUCCCAACACUCUAGGCCGGCACCAGACAGUUCCUGUUUCGCAGAUGGUCCCUUUCCGUAAGACACCUUGGGGAUCCGUGUAGGUUCUGCUCUGUUCAUAACGGCAAAUUUCCACACUAACUCCUACUGCCCCGCUCCGGGGGGGCCCUGAACUCUGCUGCUCCAGAUCAGCCAACGUACACUCGCCGACUCAAGAAGAUCUGAUUUCCUUUGGACUAUGACCCGUUUGGCGUGUUUUGUUUUUGUCACUACUACACAUGAAGAGAAUGUUUCUGAGGUUGUAUUACGCUAUAGUAGGGUGACAUCACACUUCGAUUAUGCACCUAAACACCUCCCGGUCCACACUACUCCCUGGGUUUCAGCCUCGGGCUUGUGGAUGAGCGCCAUGACUGUUCCUAUACGUCACAUGUGCCUAUACAUUAUGUGGCCACCCAUGCAUGGAACAGCAAUGCUUUACUCGUGGAUUUCACACCCAUAAUGCCUCGAUUCCUCGUCAGUCUGCUGGUAGACUGUUAUCAGCCAACCGUAGCGUCUCUCUUCAGUCCCUAACCCUCCAUCUGCUCUUUGGUUACUGAAAUGUCAAAUUGUAAUGUUUAAGUAAUGUUUAGUUUGAUCUGAAAUAGAUUUUUACUUGGAUUGUAAACCGGGUCCAUUUAUUUUAUAUAUUUUGUUUUUAUAUAUAUAUAUUUCUUAAAUACCUUUACCAAAUUCGUUUGGUACAAAGCGAACCCCUAAAUCAUAUUAAGGGGGUGCACAGUAUUCCUAUUUAAAAAGGCAGUUCUGUUCCUGGACUCUUCUUUUAUGGCAAUAAAGAUAGCUAAAAUACAUAUAAUUCCCAAAAGGAAAGAGCGCAAUACACAGGGGGGGGGACCCACAUUUAAUAUUGCGGCGGUUUUCCAAGCUGGGGGGAAGGAUUUUCUCUUUGCACAUCUCACUUCCUGAGAAAUGCUUCCCUAACAAUCUGAACAGGAAAUGAGCAGCGCAAAUAAAAAUUGCUUCCCCCACUAUGUUAGAAAAUAGAAUGUGAAGGUCCAAAUAAGUUUUAUAACUAAUUACUUAUGGUUAGGGAUUUUUUACCAACGUUUGUGAUAACACAUCUUAAACGUGCGUUGCAUUGGCUGUAGCUGUAAACUGGGAAAUACAACAGGACCGUUUUUUUUUUCAUAAUCCUCUCUAAGUUUUUGACGUAGAUAAUAUUACAAAGUGUUACUUUUCUUUGUUGAUUUCUAUAUGUUCCUGUACAGUCUUUGACCGCUGCUGUCUUGGCCAAAUCGUGUUCCUCCAUCUGCAUGUAGCACGUAAUAGCUGGUCUCAUGGAUGUGUUGCAGCGGCGAGCGGAUGUCCGUAUGUUUUUUCUAUGUUGUGUGAAUUUAGUUUUGUCUCAAUAAAUUUAGUAGUUUAUUUGAAUUGCA